CGUAAAAUACCGGGAGGCGACACGAGAUGCACAACCGCGUCGGAUGAUUGCCUCAGCUCGGGCACGAGUGCUGAGACCUCACGCGCUGCAUGGCGAGGGACUUCCCAUGAGGUCAAAGCGGCGCAGGUCAUGCAAAAGGACGCGUUCGCUGUUUGGUCCAAAAAAUUUGAAAACUCAAUAAAAUUAUCCUGCACACAACGAAUCCAGUGUCAGCAGUUCGUUUUGUUUUUCUAAGUAAUAAUACUUUGUGCCUUGGCCUUCGAAGUAAAGGAUGAUGGAGCUUGACAGAGAUGACUGCCAAAGUGAUGAGUCCACCGUGGAAGAUGUAGAUGACGCCACGUAUUCACUUGGUGACCUGAGUUGUGGGGAUGUUCAGCUGUGGGCUACAGAUCGAUGUAAGAGUGGUAGUGCCAUCAUGGUGUACAGGCCUAUGGAAGGUGCAGUGAUCCAUGGAAUUUGCAAACUGCUGACAAUGAGACAGGCGAGUGUUACUGAGGCGACGGAGUCAUUCCUGCAUGUUAUUACGACACGGUUACACAAGGCAUCAGGUACUGCAAAUCUGCUAUGCCAGGAAGUGUGCCAGCUGAAUGCAUGCAAGGGUGCUGAUAUUUCGCAAGCAUGGCAACAAAUGCUGUCCGUCAUCGCAACAGCUAUUCCCGAAGUGAAAAUCAAUUGUGAAGAUUUGGAAGUUACAUCUGCAGUGCUAGCGAAUCUGAUAAGCUACCUGCAUGCCACGGCUGCCGCUGCUAUCAGGAAAGCGUCAAUAGCUACAUCCAAAGCUGUUGAAGCCAUCCCCGAACCGGUGAUUGACAAUUUGUCUCACCUUGCUGAAAAGUACCAUGGUGGUUGGUGCUUGGUGGCCGUGCGGCGAUGCCGUGACAAGCCUUCAGCCUUGUUUGGAGAAUUUUGGAGCCAUUCUCCAAACAUCUGA
Sycon ciliatum is the source of this 931-nucleotide messenger RNA. RefSeq lists its product as uncharacterized. The coding region runs from base 272 to 931 and encodes 219 amino acids. The record is from RefSeq and is a predicted model, not a curated record. The transcript is spliced from 4 exons. Lineage: Eukaryota; Metazoa; Porifera; Calcarea; Leucosolenida; Sycettidae.